CAACUCCGACCACCAAUACCGCACCAUCCUUUGCAGUACCUGCUUCUGCUCUCUCUCUCUCUCUUAGUUUGAUUCGCUCAUUUAUUCAAGGAAAUGAGUUGGUCAUCAAGUGAUAAAUUUUUUGUGAACUCAAAGUUGGAGGUCUUCUCGGUUGAUAUCUUUUCCGAACCAUUAGAAUUGGCACGAAGCGAAGAUGUUGUCUACGAUGGACCAAAAGAUGAUGAUUUCAAGAGGUUCUUGCGCUCUAAGAACUUUCGAGUAAACUGUCAGGGAAAGGCUAUUGUAUGCAUCCAAAAGCGCAACGGUGAUGGAGAAUUUCUUGAAUGUCAGUAUGAUACCUUCGUUUUGGAAACGGUGGUAAUGUUGGGCCCUUUUGGUUUCCAGAAUAUACCAUUGCCGAAGCCGCAAGAGGUGAGCGAAUUGAGAAGCCUCCUGGACAAUACAAAGGCUGAAUUGGCGAGGAAGAAUGACGAGCUUAGUGAAUCACAAAGACUCCUAAACAAUACCAAGGACGAAUUGGCAAAGAAGAAUGACGAGCUUAAUGAAUUGAAAUGCAUCUUGGACAAUAUGAAAAGUGAAUUGGUGAAGAAGAAUGAUGUGCUUAACGAAUUAAUGAAGAAGAAGAAUGAUCAAGAUUGGAAUACUAAACGGUUCCAGCUAACUAUGAUUGCAAUCACAAACUCAAUGAAGAGGGUGUUCAUUGACAUUAGCCUUGAACCACCAGCCAGUGGAGAUCCAGAAUCUGUGCUGAGGUUUCUUGAGAUAUUACAUGAUCUUAUCCAUGACAAAGAAUUCAGUGCCACUUUCUUAGUAGCUGCGAAUGGGAUACUGGCCUCGAUCAAAAGUAUAUUUGAGAAACGAAGUGGCUUAAGCAUUGGCAUGGAAACAACGUAUAGUACUCCAUGUACUCCAGCCCAUCUCAUUGAGAGUCUAUUUACCUUAAGAGGCUUUAUUGAGUCCCACUUCUUUAUUGAUGGUAGUGUUAUAGUCAGGGACUUCCGCUUGAUGAAUGAGUACGACCUCCCAAUUAUCUUUCGGGAUUCUGCAGCAAAUGUGGCUGAACUCAGGAAGAAGGAAAUAGGUGCGAAAUCAAUCUAUAACAUCGAUGGAAACUCCAACUUCUAUGGGUAUUUCAACAUUCCAAUGGUGGGGAUGUUCAAGGGUGUUUUGACGAGAGUUCAUGUUACCCUGCCGGAUGAGAUCAUGCAGAAACUUCAAGUAGGCAAACAAAACCUUGAUGAUAAAAGGUUUUGGUUUGUCUAUGCCAAUGGGUCAGGUAUAUUUGAAAAGAAUAUUGAGUCAUUAAGUUCUCCGGAAUCGACAAACAAUCCAGAAGUUGUCAAAUUUUCCCCUUCUCGGUUCUUAGGUGACUCGACAGAUUUCUCAGAGUUUAUGCUCAGGAUCAAUAAUCGAACCUUUGUUAACGAAAAGGGGACAUAUCUCAAGUUUGACUUUAUUGCCACCAAGCGUCUAAGUUCGGGUGAUGAUACCAUUCGCUAUAUUGAUAAGGAUUUGGUAUUGCAUGAUCCCUUUAAGUUGGUGCAAUUCGAUGCUAGCGAAUGUGUAACUGGUAUUGUAGAAAGAAAUGUUUCAAUCCCUGGGCAAUGGACAGUAGGUAAGAGUAAGAAAUAUGGCACAUGGAUUGUAAAUGAAGCUUUGAAUAAUGACUGUGCUUUCUCUUUCAAGAAUUUCUAUUUUAUUGGGAAAAUAACGAAAACCUCUGGUAUGUUCCGUAAGAAUGCUCUAGUCAGCGUGUUUUUCGAACAAACUCAACAUAUGCAUAAUUGUUAUGUUGAUGCUCUAGCAACAACUUUCUUUGUUUUGCAAACAGAGGAAAGAAAUUGGUGGGACAAUGUUGAGAAGAAGCCUCCAAAAUUUAUUUAACACAGGGCCUGUACUUUAUUUUCUGUUUUGUUUUAUUUCAAUUUA
Messenger RNA from Macadamia integrifolia, 1929 nucleotides. RefSeq lists its product as uncharacterized. Lineage: Eukaryota; Viridiplantae; Streptophyta; Magnoliopsida; Proteales; Proteaceae. Bases 94 to 1884 code for a protein of 596 amino acids. The transcript is spliced from 2 exons. The record is from RefSeq and is a predicted model, not a curated record.